AUGCGAGAAAAAAACGCCAUACUAUGGUCGAUCCUUCUUAUGCUGACCUUAUUACCUCCUCUAGACGCCAAGAGAGGAGGUUUUUCAAUUGGAAGAACAAUGGGAAGAUCCUCUACGAAUAGGGGAGCAAGUUAUGGAGGUGUCAACAGAGGACGAGCAGGUCCCGCACCUCCCCCGUACCAGCGAAACCCACCCCCACGCAAUGAUGGAUAUCGCCCACACCAACCUAGUGGAGGAAAUUGGAAUAACAUGAACAAUAAUGGUGGUGGAUUCCAAAGCUCCAGGUACACAUCAGGAACAGGAAUAGGUUCUAAACUGCGCUCUAACACUUUCAAGAAUGCAAUUGUUGGAGCUGCUGCCGGGUACCUAACUUAUCAAGCUGGUAAAGCUAUUAUCAGAGCAGCUGCGGGUCCUAUGAUGUGGAAUAACAGACCAUAUUAUUGGGGAUCAAAUUACUAUCCCAGGACAAGCCAAUCUAACAUGUGUAGAAUGCCAAUAGAGCAAGGCGAUCAGCAAUUUGGAAACGUAUAUUUCCAGGAUCAAACACGUCCUCGAGAAAUAGUGUGGAGCUGUGGAUAUUAUGAACAUUGUUGUGGUUAUGAGUGCUGCCGUGGUGGAAGUGCUUCGAAUUGGAGACCUUCAUUUGGUCAAUCACUCGGGUACACAUUUACCCUUCUCUACACACUCAGAUAUUAUUUAUUUUAA
This is a messenger RNA of Auanema sp. JU1783, 705 nucleotides long. Lineage: Eukaryota; Metazoa; Nematoda; Chromadorea; Rhabditida; Rhabditidae. The record is from the annotation of a GenBank genome assembly.